CGGGGGAAAAAGAAGAAGAAAAGAAACUGACAUGUCGCUAAAAAAACUGCUCCGCCUCCGCGUCCCCCGGCCGCACGCGUCGCGCUCUGUGCUGCUAUAAACGACGAGAGCCUCGCCGCGCACUCGACGCGCAUCUUCCGAAAUAGAGAAAUUGCCACGGAUCGAGGGCGACCGAUAAUGGAAGGCGAGCAGCAGCAGCAGCAGCAGCAGAGCGUCGCGGCGGUGAGGCCGUCGCUGGGGAAGGCGCCGUCGCCGUCGUUCCGGCUCCGGAACGGCAGCCUCAACGCGGUGCGCCUCCGCAGGGUGUUCGACCUGUUCGACCGCAACGGCGACGGCGAGAUCACCGUGGACGAGCUGGCGCAGGCGCUGGACGCGCUCGGCCUCGAGGCCGACCGCGCCGGCCUGGCCGCCACCGUCGGCGCCCACGUCCCCGACGGCGCGGCGGGGCUCCGGUUCGAGGACUUCGAGUCCCUCCACCGCGCCCUCGGCGACGCGCUCUUCGGCUCGCUGGACGUCCCCGAGGACGGCGGCGGCGGCGGCGGCGGCGACGAGGAGAUGAAGGAGGCGUUCAAGGUGUUCGACGUGGAUGGCGACGGGUUCAUCUCCGCCUCCGAGCUGCAGGAGGUGCUGAAGAAGCUCGGGAUGCCGGAGGCCGGCAGCCUGGCCAACGUGCGGGAGAUGAUCUGCAACGUCGACCGCGACAGCGACGGCCGCGUCGACUUCGGCGAGUUCAAGUGCAUGAUGCAGGGGAUCACCGUCUUUGGCGCCUGACCACUUCUUCCAUCCAGGGUAGCCAUGGCAUCCGCUCACCCUCACCUAGCUUCUGAAGUUCUGAAAACAAAGACGUAAGAGAAGGCACUAGCCAAUACUAGAUCGCAGCCAAGAUCAGUAGGUUCGGUGUAAUCUUUUUAAGCUUAAGGCAAGGCAAUUCCACUUUUGUUGCAGCUACGACCUUAUCCCUGUUAGUGCCUGUUUUGUGCAUCGGAAUGCAGUGCAGGGCCUGAGUUUCGUUUUCUGUGGCCUUCAUUCGCACAACUUGUUGUGUGGUGAGGUGGUGUUGAUAUUAUACAUCUACAUGGACGUACGCUUGCUAAUCUAGCGAAUAGUGAUGUGGAUGUUCUUGACCCUAGCUAUCUCUAACUUUCACGUCAACCUUAAAAAUUCGGUGUUUGGUUUUUA
Oryza sativa Japonica Group (Japanese rice) is the source of this 1179-nucleotide messenger RNA. Lineage: Eukaryota; Viridiplantae; Streptophyta; Magnoliopsida; Poales; Poaceae. The record is from RefSeq and is a predicted model, not a curated record.